GGUCCCUUUUACUUUCCCUUUCUUUCUCUUCUUAAUAUAAUAACGAGCUCCCUAGUGGAAAAGGAAAAACGCAAACAAAAGCCACCCUUCCGCCCCACCACCACCACCACCACCACUCUCACCACCCCACACUCCACUUUCAGAAAAAAAAAAAAUUUCUGGCAAUUUUUUUUUUCAAAACUAAUUACUACUCAUUUUUAUCCUUAAAAAAAUUUAUUUUAUAUAAUUUUUCUCCUUAUAAAUAUAUAAAUAAACACUUUCCGUUUCACUUGCUCUGUAAAACCCUAAUCAUCAUUCGAUCUCUUUUUUCCCCUUUCUUUCUCUCUUUAUCUCUAUCUAAAAAAUCCAACUUUUUUCCUCCAAUCAUUUCUUUUUCAAAACCCUAAAAUUUGUGGUAAGAUCUGUUGCUAGCUUUACAUUUUUGUUUGAGAUUAAAUUGAGAGGUUUCCGAGAGAUUGUUUAAUUGGAAAAGAGGGGGUUAUUUCGGGUAAGGCUGGCGGAUUUUGGGGUCAAGUAAAUGGCGGAUCCGCCUGGACUCCGCCCCGAUAGGAUUAUUCAUUGUUUCGAGGACUUUUCUUGUUCUGCUGCUGUUGCUAUUCUUAGUGUGGGAUUGGAUUUGAUAGGCUUACAAAGCGGUGACUGUUGCGAACUGUGACAGACAAAGGAAGCCGGAGAAGUUAAAGCAUGCUGAGCGUGCUACGGGUGCACCUCCCUUCUGAUAUACCAAUUGUUGGCUGCGAGCUCACUCCUUACGUGCUCUUACGCCGACCCGACGAGACCGGUACCACCGAUGAUGUGCCCGAGUCCGCCCCUCUUGAUGGUCACUUCUUGAGGUACAAGUGGUAUCGCAUACAAAGUGAUAGAAAAGUUGCUGUCUGUAGUGUACAUCCCUCUGAGCAAGCGACGUUGCAGUGCCUAGGUUGUGUUAAGGCUAAAAUACCCGUUGCUAAAAGUUACCAUUGCUCUCCAAAGUGCUUCUCAGAUGCGUGGCAGCAUCACCGUGUUCUGCAUGACCGUGCUGCAAGUGCUGUAAAUGAAAAUGGAAAUGAGGAGGAAGAGAUAUUUGGCCGUUUCAAUAGCUCAGGGUCUGGAGUUAUUAAUGCUAGUUUAACUGGUUCAGCAUCUAGCACUAGCUUGACCAAUGGUUCAACACCUCUGUAUCCUGCUGCAGUUGCACAAAGGAGUGGUGGUGAAACCUGGUUUGAAGUUGGACACUCUAAAACAUAUACACCAACAGCAGAUGAUAUUGGCCAUGUUCUCAAGUUUGAGUGUGUUGUUGUAGAUGCAGAAACAAAACUACCUGUGGGACAUCCUAAUACUAUUUUGACAUCUCGUGUUAUUCCUGCACCUUCCCCUAGUCCUCGGCGCUUAAUCCCAGUAAGCGGAGCUGAUAUGAUGGGGCAUCUAGAUUUAGAUGGCCGUGUUUCAUCCUCUGGAACUUUUACUGUUCUCUCGUACAACAUUUUGUCUGACACGUAUGCCAGCAGUGAGUUAUACAGUUAUUGCCCUUCAUGGGCUCUUUCUUGGCCAUACCGCAGACAGAAUUUGUUGCGGGAAAUUGUUGGUUAUCGUGCAGACAUUGUUUGUCUUCAAGAGGUGCAAAGUGACCAUUUUGAGGAAUUUUUUUUUCCUGAGCUGGACAAACAUGGGUACCAAGCUUUGUACAAGAGGAAGACAAACGAGGUUUACAGUGGCAAUACCCAUACAAUUGAUGGCUGUGCAACUUUUUUCCGCAGAGAUAGAUUUUCCCAUGUCAAAAAAUACGAGGUUGAAUUUAAUAAGGCUGCUCAAUCCUUGACCGAGGUUGCUGUUCAAACUACUCAGAAGAAAGCUGCUUUAAAUCGAUUGGUUAAGGAUAAUGUUGCACUAAUAGUUGUUUUGGAAGCAAAGUUUAGUAAUCAGGGAGCUGACAAUCCUGGGAAGCGGCAGCUUCUAUGUGUGGCAAACACGCAUGUAAAUGUUCAACAGGAGCUAAAGGAUGUCAAAAUCUGGCAGGUGCAUACUCUCUUAAAGGGAUUGGAGAAAAUAGCUGCUAGUGCUGACAUUCCAAUGUUGGUGUGUGGGGAUUUUAAUUCGGUUCCUGGAAGUGCUUCCCAUUGUCUUCUUGCUAUGGGAAAGGUAGAUCCACUGCAUCCGGAUUUAUUGGUAGAUCCUCUUGCAAUUUUGCGUCCUCAUAGCAAGUUGACACAUCAGUUGCCAUUGGUAAGUGCUUACUCAUCCUUUGCAAGAGGUGUCAGUCUCGGUUUGGAACAACAGAGAAGAAGAAUGGACCCCACAACUAAUGAACCUUUAUUCACGAAUUGCACAAGAGAUUUUAUCGGCACGCUAGAUUACAUAUUUUACACAGCGGACUCUUUAACAGUGGAGUCCUUAUUGGAACUCUUGGAUGAGGAUAGCUUGAGAAAAGACACAGCCCUUCCUUCUCCAGAGUGGUCCUCUGAUCAUAUAGCUCUGUUAGCUGAAUUUCGCUGCAUGCCUAGGCCUAGACGUUGACAAUUUAAGUGAAAAGAGAAACGCAGAUGUUGUUUAGGUCUUGGAGAUGCCCCGAGAAAAUGGCCCAGAGAAGCUGAUGGAUACAGUUAAGUUAUUGUAAGAAUGGUAGAUCAUGCUCCCUGUGUUUUUAAGGUAUCACUUUGAGGGAUGGAUCUUUGCUGUGAUCUGCUUUGUAAUAUGUCACACCUUUUGUUUCAUAGAAAAAUCAUUAUGCCUUUUUUCAAUUUCUCUUCUUUUUUCUAAUAGAAAUUAGUCAGUAUAAUUAGUCAGUUGUCCUUGUACUCUAAAUUCUCUGCAAUGCAAGUGGUUAGUGGCAUUCGAUUC
This is a messenger RNA of Durio zibethinus, 2817 nucleotides long. Its product is annotated as carbon catabolite repressor protein 4 homolog 1-like. The record is from RefSeq and is a predicted model, not a curated record. Lineage: Eukaryota; Viridiplantae; Streptophyta; Magnoliopsida; Malvales; Malvaceae. Gene Ontology annotation, molecular function: 3'-5'-RNA exonuclease activity.